Trifolium pratense (red clover) is the source of this 653-nucleotide messenger RNA. RefSeq names its product NADH-ubiquinone oxidoreductase 20.9 kDa subunit. The transcript is spliced from 2 exons. The record is from RefSeq and is a predicted model, not a curated record. The coding region runs from base 128 to 433 and encodes 101 amino acids. NCBI's taxonomy places the organism in Eukaryota, Viridiplantae, Streptophyta, Magnoliopsida, Fabales, Fabaceae.
AAACAACAAACGAAUCAAAGAGAGAAAGUAAAACAUUUCACAAACACAGUUAUUGUUGUUGUUGUUCUUCUUGUUGUAGUGAGAGUGAGUUUUGUAGCAAAAUCGAUCCAUAGAAAAAUUCGAAAAGAUGAACACAGAUAUCACUGCAUCAACAAAACCAGAAUACCCAGUCAUUGAUCGCAACCCUCCUUUCACUACCGUCGUCGGAAAUUUCAAUACCCUCGAUUAUCUCCGUUUCACUACCAUCACCGGCAUUUCCGUCACCGUCGGUUAUCUCUCCGGGAUUAAGCCUGGAAUUAGGGGUCCUUCAAUGGUGACUGGUGGAUUGAUUGGUGUUCUCGGUGGAUUCAUGUAUGCUUACCAGAAUUCUGCUGGUAGAAUUAUGGGUUUCUUUCCCAAUGAAGCUGAGGUAGCUCGUUACAACAAGAAAUGAUUUUUAAGAAAACAAUCACUUUUUUUAUGAGUUAUUGAAUAAUCAGAUUUCCCUUAAGCUCUAUAUUGUUGUUGUUAUUGUGAUGAUUUUUGAGGGAUUCUGUAUAUCAAUUUGGUUUAUAAGUUGGUAGAUUUAUGUGUUUUGUUCUAUGAACUUUUAGGGAUAAAGUGUUUUGUCUUUGAAUAUAUCACUCCCUUUGAAUGCAAGUUCAUGAAUUCUA